AUGGAUUCCAGCCGAUCCGUGGAAACGUCGUCUCCUAGCAGUCAGGAUAUCGUCUUGCCGAAACCAGCGAACAGCACGCCGCGACAUAGCAUCGACGCCAUUCUAGGAAUCACGGGGCGUCAAAGGAACUUCCAGGAAAUGGAAGAUGGAGCCCGAGAUGGACACGAGAAUACCGGUGAUAAUAGCUGCAAUUCCACGGGCGGUGGAAGCGACGAGGAGGUCCUCACUGGAUGUGGGUCGGACGAUGCGAACGCUGGCAGCAGCAGCAAGAAGAAGCAUCGCCGCAAUAGAACGACUUUCACGACGUAUCAGCUGCACGAGCUGGAAAGAGCUUUCGAGAAAUCCCAUUACCCCGACGUCUACGCCAGGGAAGAACUAGCCAUGAAAGUGAAUCUACCCGAAGUACGGGUCCAGGUAUGGUUCCAAAACAGACGCGCCAAGUGGCGACGGCAAGAGAAAAUGGAGGCAGCGAGACUUAAUCUAACCGAUUACCGUCACGCUGCUACUAUAAGAAAUUUUGGAGGAUCUCCUUUGGGCUUGCCCGGGGACCCUUGGUUGACAAAUCCCGGAAUGUUGAGUGCUCUUCCUGGAUUUUUGGCGGCCCCUCAUACCGGAUAUCCGAGUUACCUGACGCCCUCUAGGAGGUUGCCCUCUCCCCCAAGUGCUGCUGCGGUAACAAAUGCAGUUCCAGGAUCGUUUGGUGGGGGUAUGACCAAUAUAGGUGACGGUGGUGGGGGUCACGUUCCACCACCUCCCAGCCCACCAGGGCACGACCCGCGAACUUCCAGCAUCCAAGAAUUGAGGAUGAGAGCCAAACAAUACGUGGAAAACAUCAAGGGUCUGCAGAUGGUUUGAAGCUUGUCUUUCCAACCUCUAAAAUCGGUACUGUCAAUGGAAUUAUGUGGAACAGUGUCAAAGUUCCUGUUCGUCCGAGAGAGUGGCAUUUACGGUGUGAUAGCUACCUAGUGAACGAGGUAAAGAAAGUGUGCCGAAGUCACAUGCCCACGAUAAAAAAAGAGAUCGAAAGUCGACCUCUCUUUCUUUCUUUCUCCGUCUAUCAAUCUCUUUCCCUAUCUCUGUCCCUCUCUGUCUUUCUCUCUCCCUCCCUCUCUUAACUGAAACAACUGUUUAAUCUUGACAUUUACGGAGUGACUGGUGUACCAUGACGAAAAUUCAACAGUAUUUUCUGAAAUGACUCAGUUGUCUGGUGGUCAGAAAAGUAUCCACCAGUUGUUGGCGUCCAUUCGAAGCUAUUGGUUGGACCACUCGUACGCGAUGUAUCGAUAAAGUUUCGCGAUAAGAACAAUGAAAUUAGCACUAAUGUCCUUUGUUCAUGAUUUCUGCAUAUAGAUCUUGGGUUAAAGAAUGUCCCAACAUAGGUCAUAAAGUUGUGUCAACGACGCUGGUCUUACGAAAUUGAGUUAAAUUCCAGUUGAUUAUGUUAGCUGGCACAAUGUCAUUGGUUCCGUCGUCUGCGAAUUAUUUUCUGCCAAAUGUACAGAGAAAAUAUCUGACUUGAAAGUAGGAAAACGCGGAACGAUCAUAAAGUGAUUUUAUGAAAUUAUAGUCCUAAUCUUGAAAUAAAAGAUAUUUUAAUUGUGACGUGUAGGUACUCUGUAAGAACCCGCCAGUGAAGGAAAUAUUUUAGUAAGAAAUUGUGCCGUAAUACAAUUUAUUCGUUUAAUCACACAAUUCAUAGACAAUGAGACGUUCAAUUCCGUUUGCUUGCUUACAAACUGUAGACUGCGUGUCUUUAAGGUAGUUCUCGAGACCUCUGACUCUAAGAAAAUAAUGAAGGAUCGAUAGUUCAAUUGCUUUAACAUGCGUUAAACACAGGAAAAUAAUAUGAUCGGUAUUUCCAACUUGCCGGAGAAUUAAUAAAAAUGAAACAACUUCGUGAACGUAUAAUAAAUGAAAAAUGGGUAUAUCGCCCCGACAUCGGGUGAAGAUAGGGUCUUGGAUC
Orussus abietinus is the source of this 1963-nucleotide messenger RNA. Its product is annotated as retinal homeobox protein Rx1. The coding region runs from base 1 to 855 and encodes 284 amino acids. The record is from RefSeq and is a predicted model, not a curated record. Gene Ontology annotation, biological process: positive regulation of transcription by RNA polymerase II. The transcript has 5 exons. Gene Ontology annotation, molecular function: DNA-binding transcription factor activity, RNA polymerase II-specific; RNA polymerase II cis-regulatory region sequence-specific DNA binding. NCBI's taxonomy places the organism in Eukaryota, Metazoa, Arthropoda, Insecta, Hymenoptera, Orussidae.